Aspergillus lentulus is the source of this 1287-nucleotide messenger RNA. RefSeq names its product sterigmatocystin 8-O-methyltransferase. Gene Ontology annotation, molecular function: protein dimerization activity; O-methyltransferase activity. NCBI's taxonomy places the organism in Eukaryota, Fungi, Ascomycota, Eurotiomycetes, Eurotiales, Aspergillaceae. The record is from RefSeq and is a predicted model, not a curated record.
AUGAGUUCUCCAAUGUCGGUCACAUCGUGCGAGCAACUGAGCAAAGUGGAGCGUUUGGUCUUCUUGAUCUCCAAAUAUGCCACCCUCUAUGUUGAGGGCAGCCAUAAAAUAGGUAAUCAGGAGGAGCAGAAGGCCCUGGGCAGCCAAAUCCAAGAACAUGCAGACCAAGUCGCCAACCUGUGUGGCGAGCUCGCCCGUCUCAUCCAGAAGCCCGGUCAGUCAGUCCAAACCACGGAGGACGGGAUCCUAGAGACGGCCAUGGCAUAUACCAAAUCUACGGCACUUGCGAUUGCCCUGGAUAUGGAUUUCUUCGAACAUGUCAAGCCUGGUGGAACGUCGACCACCGUGGACGAGUUAGCCCAAGUGACCGGUGCGUCUGAGAAGUUGAUCAAGAAUGUUAUGCGAAUCUGUGCCGAUAGCUCCAUCUUCAAGGAAGUUACCACGGGGGCUUUUGGACACACCGAGAGGUCGCUAUUGUUGCGUGAGCGGGACAGCUAUGUUCGAGCAUAUUCAGGUUAUCUGGUGGACGACGCCCACAUGGCGGGCGCCUUUCUCCCUGGCGUGCUUCGGGAACAUGGCUUUCAGCCUCCACCAGACCGGAAACAAUCGGCGUUUUGCAAGGCAUUCAAUGUGUCGGACCCUUACGACUACUACCAUUCGACUGAUUUAGUGCGGGGGGCUCGAUUCGACCGAGCAAUGCAGGGCAACCAUGCAAUUCAGCACCACCCCAUAGAUCUGGUGAUCUCGUUCGACAAGUUGCCGUUUGGGGCCGUGGUGGUUGAUGUCGGCGCCGGCCGUGGCCACAACGCGCUGCGACUGGCGACAAAAUUCCCCCAUCUCACGGUUGUUGUGCAGGACCAUGAGAACGUCAUUUUCCCGGAAGAGGAUCAACUCGAUAUCCCUCCACCAGUAGAAGGAAGAAUCCAAUUUCUCCCCCACGACUACUUCGACGAGCAACCUAUCAAGGAUGCGGACGUGUAUAUCCUGAGCAAUAUCCUCAUGGAUAAUCCAGACAGUGAUUGUAAGCGGAUCUUGUCGCGCAUCGCCACGGCGAUGACACCGAACAAAUCGAAGCUGGUCAUCUGCGACAAACUCGAUAGCGAAGCCAGACCGGUACAUCAUCAGAUGUCGGAGUUGCAUAUUUUUUCCUGCUUCAACUCGUGGUCGCGGAGUAUUGACGAGUGGAGGAGACUAAUAACAGAAUCAGCCGACGGGCUUGCGGUCGAUCGAUUCUGGGAGAUCGGGUCGGGUGUGGUGCUUGAAAUUGGACUCAUGGGGCGACUGUAA